GUUCCAGCGUCUUCGUAUCAAGCACGUAUAUCUUGAGAUUGAUAUCAACCGUUGCCCAUGCCUAUGGUGUCAUCUAAAACCGAAGUUCUUAUUCUUUUCUUCUUAGUAAAACUUAUUUCAAACACUGGUGUCUUCCGAUUUGAUUCUCAAGCUAAUCAUGGAAACACCAUGUAUCAUCUUUAUUUGGAAAAACAGUCUUUGUGCCUGAGAGCUUGUUAUGAUGAAAAGGAGUGCAAAGUCGCGGAAUACAAUGAGACUAAUGGUUUCUGUAGGCUAUACAGACAAGGGAAUACUGGCAAAGUAAAAGGAUAUGAACUCACACGUGAGGAUACUGAUUCGUCAUGUAUGACAGAAACAUUCACAAGCGACAUAGCCUUCCAAAAGAUAAAACCACUUCAAGAAAUUCCUAAAACUUCUCAAUGCCAGACUCUUGCAAAGUCAGAUAAGACUGUCAUCAAAACUUUCAAAACAAAUGAAGGAUACCGCGUCUUUUUCACUAACAGUCCUCCCGAGUGGAAUGCCACGAAACCCUGGCUUGUUCUCUCCAAAAAAGCAGAAAAAGGAUGUGCAUCCGUGCCUGUGUUCCACAAAGCAAACCAUCGUCGCUUGUAUUUUGGAGAAAUCUACAACACCACUGGCUACUACUUCUUUGAUGGGUACGCCUUUGCAGAGCAGUGCAUCUCUUCAAAGGGUGAAUGCUUGGGUAUGUCGGAGAUACGAGAAUAUAAGGAGAAUCCGGGCAACUUCUUCUACGAUGAAGCUGGAAGGAACGAUAUGGAAGACUCUGGUUUGGGUCAGAAUUUCUACAUCGCAGGAAUUGCAUCUUAUAGAUAGAUUUUGUUGAGAGCUAUAAUUUGGUAUUGGGUUAUAAAUAGUUAGG
Messenger RNA from Cylicocyclus nassatus, 880 nucleotides. NCBI's taxonomy places the organism in Eukaryota, Metazoa, Nematoda, Chromadorea, Rhabditida, Strongylidae. The record is from the annotation of a GenBank genome assembly.